UGCUCGGCCCCUGCGUCAUCGGUCGUGUGUCUCUGCUUAACGUGGCAUCAAGUCGUCGGCUGUUCUUUGAUACAGUGAAGUAAUUACAGCACAUUCACCAAAAGCUACAUAUACGAAUCCGACUCAGCCAUGGGGAUAGAGGAGUGAUUGGUUACUUUUUUACAUUUUAACAAGUACCCAAUUCAUUACUCAUCGUUCAACUCCCAUGCCCAAGAUGCGACUUGGCUGGUAUGCUGGGGUAAGUAUUACUGUGGUGGGAGAGCUUGGAGAAGCUAUAGCUGAUCACUCUGGACCAAUGCUGACAUUUUGCUUCACAGGCCUCGACGGCUCUCGCGGGCGGCGUUGUCCUCUCGGCCUUCUAUCAGAGGGCCAACUUUUACUCGGCAAUGGUAUAUCUCGCUCAGAGCAACUUUUGUUUGUUGGUACGUUAUUCCGCGCGAUCCUGGCACCGGAGCUGUUGCAGGAUACUGAACUCAUCAUGUCCAGGUCUUGGUCAACUUUUCCUUCCUUGUCUACAGCAGCUUCGUUUACGGUCUUACACGGAUGUUCUUUGGCCCUCUUCGCGCCGUCGAAGUCGAGCAACUAACCGAACGUGCCUGGUUUGCGAUCACGGAGACAUGUCUAGCAAUGACCAUAUUCCGCGAAGAGAUAGGAGCCUGGUUUCUGGUUAUGUUUGCAGCUCUGGUGACAGGUAAGGUGUGGGGAUGGAUUGGUGAUGGGAGAGUUGAGGUCCUCGAGCAACAACCGCCUGCGAACCCUCGCUUGUUCCAUUUGCGACUCAGUGUGUCGCUCACCCUAAGCUUCAUCUACGAUAUCUACAUUCUCCGAUACACGAUCAAUACUGUCAUCCAACAAGCACGACCCAACAUGAUGGUCAUGUUUCUUUUCGAGUUCGCAGUCUUGGCCACCAGUUCAUGGCGGACGGCAGCCCGGUAUGCGCUGUCGUUGACGGAGCAAAAUAUCCAGGAAGCGCAGAAACGUAAGCGUCUGGCCGAAAGGAGACAAGAGGUCAGACAAGAGCGUGAGGCUAUCAUCCGACGACGUGAAAUAGCGGCUGCCGCUGGCGAAGAAGUUUCGGACGAGCCACUGCCCAACGAGGACGAUAUCGAUGAAAUGGAUAUUGAAGUACCAGGUUGGUCUGCAAAGGGAGAGUUUGUCCUCUGGCUGGACCUUAUCACAGACUUGGUUAAACUUGGUAUCUACAUCGUGUUCUUCUUCAUGCUUCUGGCUUUCUAUGGACUGCCCAUUCAUAUUAUGAGGGAUCUCUUUAUGACAGCCCGGGAUUUCAUUAAGCGCUUGGGUGCCUUAUUGCGAUAUCGAAAAGCCAUUCAAGAGAUGAAUCGUUAUCCCGAUGCAACUCAGGAAGAGCUUGAACGCGAGGACACCUGCAUUAUCUGCCGCGAGGAGAUGCGACCAUGGGAUCCAGAGAACAACCCAGGCGCAAUGGAUAGAAUUCGACCCAAGAAGUUACCUUGCGGACACAUUUUGCAUCUCGGCUGCCUCAAGAGCUGGCUCGAGAGACAGCAGGUUUGUCCUACUUGUCGAAGCCCUGUUACUCUUGGCGAGACAACUCCUCGUGCAGAUCAGAACCGGGCUGCUGGUCUUCGAAUUGAGCUUGGAGGCAGGCGUCCUGCGAACCAACCAGCAGCAAACCCCGGAGAUGCUCCCGCUCAGGGGCAACAGAACGGAGGAGCACAACCUGAACAGCGGCCAGCUGGUCCUCGUAUCUUCAACAUUGGCCCUCUUCGAGUGGGAUUUGGUGCCAACGGACAACAAGUCAGAGAACUUGCGCAGCAAUUUGGCGUGCCACCAGCUGCUCCCAACCCUCAAGGGCUGGUUCCCCCCACACCGGGCGCUGGUACCCCUAUUGUUGCUGGUCAGGCUGCUCCUGCGACUCCUCUUCCUACUGGAGAUAACUUGCAGAAUGUUGGAAACUUGAUCAGUCAAGCAGACCAGCUGAUCCAGCGUGAGAUGCAGUCGUUGCAGCUUGCGCAUCAAGAAUUACAAACCAUCCAUCUUCUCCAGGCAGAGUUAUACCGUCUCAGACAGAGACAGCAACACCCAGAACAACAACCAAAUAUACAGACACAGGCUAUACCUCCUACUGCGGUACCUCUCCCCCAACCUCUUAUUCCCCAGCAAUUCCCUAUGACACCCCAGAUGUCUAUGCCUCCAGGCUUCCCCCAAUUCCCAGGCAUACCUCCGCGACAUCCUAGCCCCCUUAUGGCUCGCCAUGGUGCUCCCCUCAACGCCGUACCUAUCCCCGCUGGCAGUGCUGAGCUCCCAGAAGGCGUUGUCAUCCCUCCUGGCUGGUCUCUGCUUCCUCUACAGCGUCUUGAUGGUGGCCAAGCCUCGACGCAACCUUCGCCGCAGGUUGGCCCCCAGGCAACUGUUGCAGAUAAUAUUAAUGUAACUCAGCCAACGUCGACUGUGAGACAGCCCUCGCCAAUUGGUAGCCGUAACCAGGAAGCUCAACCGGUUGAGAACCCCUCUUCUAUGACUCCAACUGAACAGCGCCCCCCUCAACUUACACCACAUUUCACACGGGCGGUUGAACCACCCCAGGUUGUUGCGCCUAGCCCUCGCAUGCCCAAUUGGGGCGGUUCAGCUCAACUGUUUGGCAACGGAUCUCGCCUGGAUCAUGCCGACCCUGUAACGCAGAAUGAGCCUCAGGCUGAAGGAAGCUCAAGCCAAAUUGCCCCUGUUGAGGCGACGUCUCAGCCGAGCCCAACAGCUGAACAUACACCACAAGGCACUCCGCCAUCCCAUAGUGAUGAAGACGAGGGGUCUGGAAUUGACUCAAAGGAGAAGGGCAAGGCGAGAGCCGCAACUGUCGAGGAGGUUGAGGAUGAGGAAAAUGUUAAGGACUAGUUAUGCCUUGGGUACCAAUAGGCAUUCUAUGCAUGUAUCAUUUUGCACCCAUCUCUGUUGGUCUAGUAAAGACCAAGACUGCAUUUGUAUUUCCCGAUUGCUAGCGGCAUGGAGUUCACAGGAGUUAUGUACUAUUUGUUCGUCUCAAUGGCAUGCAUGACAGAGGAGCUUCACCCCGAAAUAUAAAUUUGUUGAAGCCAGUAUUGUACAUCUGAAACUUGGUAUGCAAGCUACCCAAAGCAAUCCGUAACUAUACAAGUAUGAGUAAACCGGAAAACACCGUUCCAUGAUGAAUGAAACCAGUCAAGGCACGCUGAUGAAUUGGUGCAGAGCAUUGGUGAAUCGAAAGCGCGCAAAACAUAAACGUAGCAACAAAACACGAACGCAACGAGAAAUGCAAGAAGGUAAGAGACCAAAGAGCAUAUGGGUGAAUCCAAAGAUGAUUCAGAGGUAAUUUCCUACUCUUUAACGACACGGUAAAGGCGCUGCCAUAGUGUCCAUAUUUCAACAAAAAUACAUCCUCCUCCUUUCUCUUCCUCUGCCAUUGACGGGGAAACCUCGAAACUUGUUGACCAGAUGGCACAAGGGAACCAAAAUAGCAAUGACAAACAAAGAAAAGCUGACCCGCGUCCAUGCCGCACAUACUCAAGUGCACCUCGUCGUACCUAUAUCUAUUACCAUGUCCGUUCAUAGCCAUGAAACGGCAACGCAUUAAUCAUUCCUUCUUAACUCUUCCCCAUCCUCAUUUGUCGUAGUGGGAGACGAUAAAACAUUCGAUGUCUCUCCCCUGUUCAAUGGACGUAGCUGGUGCCCAGAUGACCUGUUAUGCGUUAAGGGCAUCUAGCUCCCCCUCCUUAGGUGGCAGCGGCGUCUCAUACUGCGGUAUAUCUUCAUCCUUCUCCCAGGCAGCGCCAGGCCCGGUAUAGCUCGGUUCGGGAAUCGUAGUCGAUUGCGAAGUUGAUUCAGGUUCGAGACGGCCACUGCUCAUGUCACGCAAGAUGCCUGCCGACCUUUCGCCUUUUACCGGCUGUGGGCUGAGCACGCCUGCAGCGGACUGCGCGACAUAAGUAGGUGACUUGGCAUCACCCGAACCAAAGGGUAAUGCACGUGUUGGAAUCUCUCGACUCACUCCUUCUCUACCCUCGUCUUCUUCGCCACCGAGCUUCUUUAACAACGCAUCCGAUUGCUGCUUAGCAAGCUUCUGGAGCUGUGCUAGCGGAUCCUGGUGAUGUAGCACCAAGUCAGUCACCUCGCACAGGCAGUCUGUCGGUCUCCAACGUCUCCCAUGCACACAUACCCAGUCAGACUGCGUCGGCACGCCUUCAGCCUCAGGAAGCUUCUUUGCUGCCUCGUCCUCGUGUUCCCCGUCGUCUCCUGCCCAGAACGAGUGCCGCUGAAUUGGGGCUGGUGUGACAGGCAGGCUGGGACGUUCUGUAGCGCUAGGGAAAUCGGUGAGUUUCAGGCCGCGGUUCUUAAAGUUGCUCCGAUCGUCUCUCCAUGCACCAGUUGAUGGGCUCUUCACGCGCCCUAUCGUAGAGGUCGAACUCUUACCACGUCGAUGACCACCAUGCAGGCGAUCAACGUACCGCUCGAUCUCAGGCACCUCAUCCCAGGCGUUUGUGCGUGUGUAUGACGUCCAAGGGUCUGAUGGGGUAAUCUGUACUAUCGGAGUAGAUGCAUUCGAUUCGUUCUUCGCCCCAGAUCCCGAUGUUGUCACCUCAGAAGGCUCUGUAAGACCUUCAGUUUUCACUGAAAGCUGAGUUGUAGAUCCUGUGCUAGGGUCUGAGCCGGACUCUCCAGGGGUAGGCUCCGGUUCAGGGGCUGGCGGUUCUGGUUCCCCAAUGAAUGAUCUGGUUGGACGAGGUCGGUUGCGUUCCCACGGGAAGAUCUCCGGAGCUGGCUUUGAUCGUGGAGCUGGCUUCUCCUUUGGCACCUCAUACCACAUAUUCUUUGGGGGACUUGGGUAUCGUUCAGGCGGGAUAAACGGGGCUGUAUCGCGUGACAUUUCGUAAUGAGUGGAAGGAAAGUUCAUAGCCUCCGGUUUCGAAUCAGCAGGAGGGGGAUGUCUGGCAAAGUCAGUGUCUCAUGUCCAAUUAAGUACAGCAUUUCCAACGAUGAUAGGCCUACCUCUG
Fusarium odoratissimum NRRL 54006 is the source of this 5003-nucleotide messenger RNA. RefSeq names its product E3 ubiquitin-protein ligase synoviolin. The transcript has 2 exons. Gene Ontology annotation, molecular function: zinc ion binding. Gene Ontology annotation, cellular component: cytoplasm. Bases 544 to 2871 code for a protein of 775 amino acids. The record is from RefSeq and is a predicted model, not a curated record. Lineage: Eukaryota; Fungi; Ascomycota; Sordariomycetes; Hypocreales; Nectriaceae.